CGUAUCCGGCUUUUUAAUUCAUUCUGUAGUGAGUUACUAUGGCUCCCAACUCAUCGAGAGUGACGAGCGACAUGUUUGCUCUAGUCAAGUGGUUGAAUGGUCCGCACGCUGGCACGUUAACGCCGAACCUCAACGUCAAAUGGAUCAGAGAAUUCAAUCCAGUUGAUCAUCACGACGCUUCCGAGGCCUACGUCGUGGAAUGGCGCCGACCACCCAUGCCUAGAAGUGGUUGGCCUCUCUACGACUGCAACGUUCUCGUAGUCAGCAGUGACUUAGACUUCUUACGCCAAAGAAUGGAGGCUCUACAACUGAGCGAUGAUGAUGCUGAAGAAUUCACACCCAGGCGGAGACAGAUGGCAUCUUCAAAUGAUCCACCCCCACCAUAUGUGAGUGAGAUUCUCAAUUCGCUGAGGUCUUUAGCGAACCAAGGAAUUCCUCGUGGUGGAUCACUUAAUAGGCAGAAUAGCUGCAGUUCGUCUUCUUCUUCUUCUGAUGAAAAUCAGUCGGUUAUGAAAGUGGGUUCUGCUUUAGUGAUUUCUAACACCGCUUAUAUUGCUGCCAAAGCUGCCUCCUCUCCGUCUCAGAUGACCAUGACAUUAGUAAGAGCUGCAUUUUCUAAGCGUCGUCUGCGCAGAUCUUCAUAUGCAGGCCAGAAACGGAGAGACAAGGAGCCUAAACCUAGUCUGAAGAAAUAUCGUAAGACCCAAGACAUCCAAGACUUUGUGAAGUCAAGAUUUCCAUACCUUACUCAAGCCGCUUUUGGGGCGGCAGUUAACAGUUGUCUCGGGAAAAAUGUAGACAAGGAGAAAGUUCGUGAAUUUGUUGAUGAAAGCGACAGUGACGAUGGGGAGGAAUCAUGAAGCAUGCAAGCGAAGUCUGUGAUGUGACUAUGUGACUUUAUGAAUGUAUAUGAAUGUAUUUGAUGUGAUGUUUAUGAAAUGACGUUACCUGCUAAUGAAUUGUCAAUGAGUUGACUUUUAAUCUGAUGUAUAUAUGUACAUGUUCAUAUUUUUCUUAAGAAUUGAAUAAA
Messenger RNA from Thrips palmi, 1030 nucleotides. RefSeq lists its product as uncharacterized. Lineage: Eukaryota; Metazoa; Arthropoda; Insecta; Thysanoptera; Thripidae. The transcript is spliced from 6 exons. The coding region runs from base 39 to 860 and encodes 273 amino acids. The record is from RefSeq and is a predicted model, not a curated record.